Molecule: messenger RNA, 3055 nt
Organism: Manis pentadactyla (Chinese pangolin)
Lineage: Eukaryota; Metazoa; Chordata; Mammalia; Pholidota; Manidae
Gene: RBFOX3
Product: RNA binding fox-1 homolog 3
Exons: 16
Coding region: 1492-2610 (372 amino acids)
Biological process (GO): nervous system development; regulation of alternative mRNA splicing, via spliceosome
Cellular component (GO): nucleus; cytoplasm
Molecular function (GO): mRNA binding
Source: RefSeq, a predicted model, not a curated record
AAACAGGUGUCUCCUUACCAGAUGGAGGCUGGGGGUAGCUGGUGUCGCCGGAGUCAGGUGGCGAGCGGGUUUUGUGUGACUGCCGUUUUGCUUCCCGCCCUCUCUCUGCAGCUACGGCUCCGGGUCCCUGAGGCUUUGUGGAAAGCCCUAGAAUAGGAAACCUGUCCUAACUGGCCCAGGGCCUCAGGCUUCUCUUAGUCACUCGUGAGUUGCCGCCCACCCGUCUUUGCCUCGGCCCGUGGGUUCCUUCCCCGCCGUUGGCAUCAUCUGAUCUUUUGAGACGUGGUGACGUUUCUCUUAUCAAAACCAGCUCUGAAAAAAAGGACUCGCUUGUGGAGGACCAGAGAGAGACUGUCCCUCGCUGGCCGGGAAGAGGGAGCUGCUGCCGGAUCGUGAGGGGCCACGUGGCCUCCAGGAGCUGAGAGCCCCCAGCUGACAGCCAGAGCGAAUCUGGGGCCUGUGCCCGCUUGGAAGCGGAUCUUUCUCCAGUCGAACCUCUGAUGAAACCAAAGCCUGUGCAUCCCUGCCUGGCAGCCUGUGUGACCCUGAGGCAGAGAAGCUGGCCACGUGGCGUGGAGCCUCUGACCUGCACAAACUGCGAGAUGAUAAAUGUGUCUGUUAACAAAGGAAUGGCAACCUGUUUUCCCAGUGAAAUGGCUCCACAGAGUGUAUCACCUCCUUUUCUUUGAAUGAACAGAAAUAAAAUCGAAUUCCACCAGCAAAGAAGCAACGCGCAUUCACAGAAUGUCUCAGGUCUUCAUUUAAGAGACGCGAUGGACCAUUUUCUCCUGUUGCCCUUCUGCUCAUGGACCUGACACCUUAGAAGGCCUGGGGUCCCAGGCAGGCUGGGGAUUGGGGUGUAAGUAGGGAAGGAGGCAGGAAGGUCCUGGAAUUAUUGAUGAAUUCUCAGGAGGUCCACAGCUGGGGAAACUGCCAACAGCCCCAGAGGGCUCUGUCUCACCAGGGCCAUUUUCUCUGAGGACUGAAUACUCAAGCGUCAACGAAGAAUGGCUUUCACCUUUCUGUCAUGGCAGCACUUGGAGUCUGGAGCUGGGGGGACAGAGAAGGCAGGCAGUGAGCAUUCUGGGAGCUGGUGGACCCAGAGGCCUGCUCCUCCUCCUUUACUCAGGCAGCUGUUGGGACCAGCGGACUGUGACAGCAUUGUUGCACUGUUGGGAACAGUGUGCAGGUUGAAAGUCUGUGUCUGAGGCCCUGAGGCUUUUCCUGCUGGUGUUUGCUGUCUCCUCCACCCCAGGGAAGUUCCAGGAAGAACGCCUGGGGCCUGCCGACUACAGCCCCGCAGACCCACCCACCGCUCCCAGCGUUAAGUCAGAACCGCUGGAGGAAGAUUCUGGCAGCAUUUCCCUGAGCUGGUCUGCAGGCCCCUCCAGCUGGGAACCUGCCCGCCUGCAGUCAGAGAGCCCACAGUGCCUCGGGAAAAAAUUGGCUGAAUAAAAGGGUACUCAGGACGCCACGGCCCCGCCUGAAGCGAUGGCCCAGCCCUAUCCCCCUGCCCAGUACCCCCCUCCGCCACAGAACGGCAUCCCCUCCGAGUAUGCCCCGCCCCCGCCGCACCCCACCCAGGACUACUCCGGCCAGACCCCGGUCCCCCCGGAGCACGGCAUGACCCUGUACACACCAGCACAGACGCACCCCGAGCAGCCAGGCACCGAGGCCAGCACACAGCCCAUUGCCGGGGCCCAGACAGUGCCGCAGACAGACGAGGCGGCACAGACGGACAGCCAGCAGCUCCACGCCUCCGACCCCACAGAGAAGCAGCAGCCCAAGAGGCUCCAUGUCUCCAACAUCCCCUUCCGGUUCAGGGACCCCGACCUGCGGCAAAUGUUCGGGCAAUUCGGAAAAAUUUUAGACGUGGAGAUCAUUUUUAACGAGCGGGGCUCCAAGGGUUUUGGGUUUGUAACUUUUGAAACUAGCUCAGAUGCUGACCGAGCCCGGGAGAAGCUGAAUGGGACGAUCGUAGAGGGACGGAAAAUUGAGGUCAAUAAUGCCACGGCCCGCGUCAUGACCAACAAGAAGACUGCAAAUCCCUACACCAACGGCUGGAAGCUAAACCCCGUGGUAGGCGCGGUCUAUGGGCCUGAAUUCUAUGCAGUGACGGGCUUCCCCUACCCCACCACGGGUACGGCCGUUGCCUACAGGGGUGCGCACCUACGGGGCCGGGGCCGGGCCGUGUAUAAUACGUUUCGGGCUGCGCCGCCCCCACCCCCGAUCCCAACUUACGGAGCGGCACUGGAGCAAACGCUUGUUAAAAUGCCAGCCCCAUGGGCAGGGCUGGCACCCUGCCCCCUCCCUCCUCAGCAGACACCGGAGCCGGCCUACCCCGCCUCUCCAGCGUUCCCACCACUUUCUUGUCCGUUUGCUUCCAGGGUCGUGUAUCAGGAUGGCUUUUAUGGUGCUGAGAUUUAUGGAGGCUAUGCAGCCUACAGGUACGCGCAGCCGGCGGCAGCUGCAGCCUACAGCGACAGCUACGGCAGAGUCUAUGCGGCCGCUGACCCCUACCACCACACCAUCGGCCCCGCUGCGACCUACAGCAUCGGAACCAUGGCUAGCCUCUGCCGAGGAGGGUGCAGCCGCUUCACCCCCUACUAGCAAGAGGCCCGGCCCCUAACAGCAUUCACUGACUGCCCAGCACACACCAAACCCAGCAGCCCAAAGGCAGGCGCAGCCUCCCGGAGGACAGUGGGCCCCUCCUGGCCGGCGACACAUGCCGCUGGCCUUCUCGACCUAAGUCCCUAGGUUUCACCUCCAGCCAGCUGGGCCCCCCUCCAUGGCGUGUGUGUCUUUGACCUGGUUACCUCUGUAUGUCUGAAACCUUGGUUCCUAUCUGGCUUUGUUGACGAGGUGCCCCCCUCCCCAGCCACUGCAGGUACAGAAUGCCCACACUGGGAGGGGCUAGGCUGGGCAGAAGACCUCUCCCCGAGAACCAGCAAUACAGCCCGUGAGGGCUACACCCACUCCCCGUCCCCAUCCCUGGGGCCUCAGAGGACACCCGGCCAGGCCUUCCCAGGAAGCCACCCCUGCCAGGGCUCAGGGG